Messenger RNA from Poecile atricapillus (Black-capped chickadee), 1449 nucleotides. RefSeq names its product Tu translation elongation factor, mitochondrial (gene TUFM). Gene Ontology annotation, cellular component: mitochondrion. Gene Ontology annotation, molecular function: GTP binding; translation elongation factor activity; GTPase activity. The record is from RefSeq and is a predicted model, not a curated record. Gene Ontology annotation, biological process: mitochondrial translational elongation. Lineage: Eukaryota; Metazoa; Chordata; Aves; Passeriformes; Paridae. The transcript has 11 exons. Bases 82 to 1389 code for a protein of 435 amino acids.
CUCCAGCACCAUCGAGACGCGGGGAAGGGGCAGAGCGGAACCGGAAGCGGCCGGGGGUCACUUCCGGCAGGCGUGAGGAGAAUGGCGCUGCCCGCGGCGCUGCUGCGCGGGGCCCUCGGGGGUUUUCGUGGCCGCGGCUUCCGAGUGCUGAGCACGGCCCCCCCCAAGGCCAAGGUCGCUUUCGUGCGGGACAAACCUCACCUGAACGUCGGCACCAUCGGGCACGUGGACCACGGGAAAACCACCCUGACCGCUGCCAUCACCAGGGUGCUGUCGGCGGGGGGAGGGGCGCAGUUCCGGCCCUACGAGGAGAUCGACAGCGCCCCCGAGGAGAAAGCGCGCGGCAUCACCAUCAACGCCGCGCACGUGGAGUACAGCACGGCACGGAGACACUACGCACACACCGAUUGUCCUGGGCACGCUGAUUAUGUCAAGAACAUGAUCACGGGCACCGCCCCCCUGGACGGCGUCAUCCUGGUGGUGGCCGCCACCGACGGGCAAAUGCCACAGACCCGGGAGCACCUGCUGCUGGCCCGACAGGUGGGUGUCCAGCACGUUGUUGUUUACCUGAACAAGGCGGACGCGGUGCCGGACCCGGAGCUGCUCCCAUUGGUCGAGCUCGAGGUUCGGGAGCUCCUGAGCGAGUUCGGCUUCGACGGCGAAAAAACCCCGGUGGUGGUGGGGUCGGCUCUGUGUGCGCUGCAGGACCGUGACCCCGAGCUCGGUCUCCAGUCCGUGCUGAGGCUCCUCGAGGCCGUGGAUUCGCACAUCCCCCAACCCCCGCGGGAACUGGAGCGACCCUGCCUGCUGCCCAUCGAGGCUGUGCACACCAUCCCAGGGCGUGGCACGGUGGUCACGGGGACUCUGGAGCGCGGAACUCUCCGGAAAGGGGACGAGGUGGAGCUGCUGGGCUACGGCCGCCAGCUGCGGUCAGUGGUGACCGGUAUCGAGAUGUUCCACAAGAGCCUGGAGGUGGCCGAGGCCGGGGACAAUCUCGGGGCGCUGCUGCGGGGGCUGAAGCGCGAGGAUCUGAGGCGGGGGAUGGUGAUGGCCCAGCCGGGGACGCUGCAGCCCCAGCAGAAGGUGGAGGCGCAGGUUUACGUGCUGGCCCCACACGAGGGGGGGCGUCACAAACCCUUCGUGUCCCAUUACUCGCCCGUGAUGUUCUCGCACACCUGGGACAUCGCCUGCAGGGUCCUGCUGCCCCCCGGAAAGGAUCUGGUGAUGCCGGGUGAAGAUGCUGCUCUGACGUUGUUGCUGAGGCAGCCGAUGGUUCUGGAGCGGGGCCAACGUUUCACCCUCCGGGACGGGACCCGAACCAUCGGCACCGGGGUGGUGGCGAAAGUUCUGCCCCUGGAACCGGGGGAGAAGGAAAUGAACUGGGGGUGACCUGAGACCCUCAUCUUCCUCCUCUCUGAGACCCCCCACCCAUCCUCUGAGACCCCCCAC